AUGGACCGCUUCGUGUGGACCAGCGGCCUCCUGGAGAUCAACGAGACGCUGGUGAUCCAGCAGCGGGGGGUGCGCAUCUACGACGGCGAGGAGAAGAUAAAAUUUGAUCCUGGGACCCUUCUUCUUAGUACGCACCGUCUAAUUUGGAGAGAUCAGAAGAAUCAUGAAUGCUGCAUGGCCAUUCCUCUUUCCCAAAUUGUGUUCAUUGAAGAACAGGCAGCUGGAAUUGGAAAAAGCGCCAAAAUAGUGGUUCAUCUUCACCCAGCUGCUUCUAACAAAGAACCUGGCCCGUUCCAGAGCAGUAAGAACUCCUACAUCAAGCUCUCCUUCAAGGAACAUGGCCAGAUUGAGUUUUACAGGCGUCUAUCGGAGGAGAUGACACAGCGAAGGUGGGAGAAUAUGCCAGUUUCCCAGUCAUUACAAACAAAUCGAGGACCCCAGCCAGGAAGAAUAAGGGCUGUAGGAAUCGUAGGUAUUGAAAGGAAACUGGAAGAAAAAAGAAAAGAAACGGACAAAAACAUUUCUGAGGCCUUCGAAGACCUCAGCAAGCUAAUGGUCAAGGCUAAGGAAAUGGUGGAAUUAUCAAAGUCCAUUGCUAAUAAGAUCAAAGACAAGCAAGGUGACAUCACAGAAGAUGAGACCAUCAGGUUUAAAUCCUAUUUGCUGAGCAUGGGGAUAGCUAACCCGGUUACCAGGGAAACCUACGGCUCUGGCACACAGUACCACAUGCAGCUGGCCAAACAGCUGGCUGGAAUACUGCAGGCACCUUUGGAGGAACGAGGAGGAAUAAUGUCACUUACGGAGGUGUACUGUUUAGUAAACCGAGCUCGAGGAAUGGAAUUGCUUUCACCAGAAGAUUUAGUGAAUGCGUGCAAGAUGUUGGAAGCGCUGAAGUUACCUCUCAGACUCCGCGUGUUUGACAGCGGCGUCAUGGUCAUUGAACUUCAGUCCCACAAGGAGGAGGAAAUGGUAGCCUCAGCCCUGGAGACGGUUUCAGAGAAGGGAUCGUUAACAUCAGAAGAGUUUGCUAAGCUCGUGGGAAUGUCUGUCCUCCUGGCUAAAGAGAGGUUGCUUCUUGCCGAGAAGAUGGGCCACCUUUGCCGAGAUGAUUCAGUGGAAGGCUUGCGGUUUUACCCAAAUUUAUUUAUGACACAGAGCUAA
Rangifer tarandus platyrhynchus (Svalbard reindeer) is the source of this 1161-nucleotide messenger RNA. NCBI's taxonomy places the organism in Eukaryota, Metazoa, Chordata, Mammalia, Artiodactyla, Cervidae. The record is from the annotation of a GenBank genome assembly.